Thyridium curvatum is the source of this 1365-nucleotide messenger RNA. RefSeq lists its product as uncharacterized. The record is from RefSeq and is a predicted model, not a curated record. The transcript has 3 exons. NCBI's taxonomy places the organism in Eukaryota, Fungi, Ascomycota, Sordariomycetes, Thyridiales, Thyridiaceae. Gene Ontology annotation, molecular function: protein binding. The coding region runs from base 1 to 1365 and encodes 454 amino acids.
AUGUCUUCAGAAAUACUCAUCUUCGCAGUGUACCUUCUGUUUGUCGGAGCAAUCCUAGGAGCGGGGCUGCGGUGCUGGUGGAAGGCACUAUCCUCACAUGCAUCCUACCCUCGAGUGGAGACCCCGAUAUCUAGCAAAGCACAGCCCACACCAUGGACAGGACUCAUCUUUGCGCCUCACAAGCCAUGCCCCUGUCUUGACAGCCCCAAAGUCGCGGCCAUGGACCCCCUCGUGCGAGCAGGCUUCCACAACUUGACCUGCAGUCCUCUCUGCCGUCUCCCCGAGGAACUCAUCCUGCGCAUCAUGAAUGACCUAGGGUUCUGCGAACUAGCGUGCCUGCGCCGUGCGAGCAGGCUGUUUCUCCGCCUGUGCAGCUCGGCCGAGUUCCGCGGUGGUCAUCGGCAAGAUGACGAGUAUCGGCACUAUACGCCGUGGAUCACGAUCUGGGCUGACUCGAAGGCGGAUGAACCGAUCAACAACGGGUUUGAGAGGCUCAAGAAGCUCAAGCUCUAUCGGUGGCGGUUGGUUACCUGUGACGAUGAGAGCCAUCUACCGCGACAUCAAUAUAACGGCAAUUCCAUCGACCCUGCAGACCUGCGGCCGACGGCGUACUUGGUGGCAGCAACUCUAACGAGUCCUGUCAUACUCGAACGGAAGUGGCUAGGGCACCUGAGUGUGGGGACUCCAGACGGCCGGCAAGAUGGUCAGGUCACGGCAGAUGAGGUCCGCAGUGCGUUGGAGAAGCUCAGGCAAGGUGCAGCCGAGUUUAUCGCCCCUGAGCGGGCACCAGGUCGGCUAUUAGAGAUGAGAUGUUUCGACCCUAAUCGUUGCCGCUGCCUAUCAUUACCAGGCAUGGAUCAACUACCAUCGGGAUGGUAUCUCAGCCCAGGAGGAGCACACUUUGACGUCAGAUGCCGUGGCAGUCCUGGAGGACACCUCGGCCCCUCGAUGCAGGCGAUGAGCGGCGACGGCUUGGUGGAGGGCUCACGGAGGUGGAUUGCCGCUGAGCAACACACCACGAAGCAGAUGUCUCACACGCGAUACUGUCUUGAUACCCGAACCACCCAGAUAUCUCUGAGUGGAUGCAUUAGCGACAAGCAGUGCAUAGUUAUUAGCUACUCGAGUGCCAUCGACGUCGGCCACGGUUCUGGAGCUGCAGUCAGCCGGGCGUGGCACGAAGCUCUCGACCCCGGGUCUUACUGCCUAACAGACGAUUCCGAAUCCUACGGGGUGCUCUGGUGCUGGACGCCGGGCUGUCAGAACUACUAUCGGUAUGACGGGAGGGCGGCACACAUGGCCCGUACGGACUCGGGCGAGUAUAUUGCAAUGGGUAGACUGGAUGACGGAUCUCGAGAUGUCAUGUGA